Messenger RNA from Hypoxylon trugodes, 1825 nucleotides. RefSeq lists its product as uncharacterized. The transcript is spliced from 3 exons. Lineage: Eukaryota; Fungi; Ascomycota; Sordariomycetes; Xylariales; Hypoxylaceae. Bases 307 to 1560 code for a protein of 417 amino acids. Gene Ontology annotation, molecular function: zinc ion binding; DNA-binding transcription activator activity, RNA polymerase II-specific. The record is from RefSeq and is a predicted model, not a curated record. Gene Ontology annotation, biological process: regulation of transcription by RNA polymerase II.
CUCCUUUCUAGCAUCAUUAGCGAGCUAAGGAACCUAGCUUCUCCAAGAACAAGAUGGAUCAUCUAUUGGGGGAUUUCAACGAGGAUUCCAUCGUUUGUUAUCGUUAUCGAUGGUGGAAGGUGGCGGAAGCACUGAAUCGCUCCGGUGUCCGAGCCUUGUCGACUUUGAAACCGACAAACGGAAACCAAGACUUGAAAGAUGUGAACGAUUAAAUGAAUUCCUCACCUAUCGUUAUUCAUCGACACGUCUCAUCACACAGCAAUUGAUAGUAUUUCCAGGCUGGGUAUUAUUUUGAGUGGAAUUGUUAUGGCGACUGCUCAGAAUAAAGAGCGUCGAAGCGGUUCUCGACAAUUUCAUAGGAAAUCCCGCAAUAGCUGUCUAACCUGUCGAAGGAGACGCGUCAGGUGUAAUCUGCAGCCACCUAUAUGCGCCAACUGUCAUCGACGUAAUGAACAUUGCUCUUAUCAAGAAGAGACACGAGACCUAAGUCCUAUUCUUCUCUCAAAUUCACAUUUAAACAGUCAUACACGGGCGCAACAGUCCGCUCAUAUACCGUUAAUAUAUAAAAACUUCGAUUUCAUUCUCAAUGGCUUUCAAGUUGAAACCGAUCUAUAUAGAUCUGGGCAGGAUGUCGUGGGGGCAAGUUUUAGCCCGAUAACUGGUGUUAUGGAAAAGACAUUCUUUCUAUCCUGGCUAUCAAUCAUCGAGAAGGUCCCUAUCGCUCAGAAAGCAUCUCUAGCCCGUGAAUUCGGCUACCAAGCAAGUACUUUCCAAUACGUCUACCGAACAAUCACAGCGCUCUAUGCCCUUCAUGAGUGGUCUCAAGAUACACCAGGUACCAACCUAUACGCGGCCGCCUAUCAAUACCAUAUCGAGGCAUCAACUUUAUUCAGGCAUACACAGGUCGAAGUGAACGAAGCUAAUUGGAUUGCGGUCUUGGUAUUUGCGAUUGGCGUUAUUGUAUUCCAAUUCGCUGCAACUCUAAAAACGCCUGAUUCAGUAGACGAUUACUUCGAAUUACUCUAUGUGUUGCGCAACUCCUCCGACUUAGCUAUCGAGCUAGCACCUUAUCUUCGUACGAGCCCGUUAAUGCAACUCAUCGAACCUCAUUUGAGUCGACUCAAAUCACAUUUAGAUGACUUCACCUGGAAUGCGGUAUGCCGUCUUGACUCGCUCGAAUACCCCGCAGACACGACCGAGGAGACGAGAUGUGCCUGCCAGCAUUCAAUUGCAGUGUUGAAAGAGUGGGUAGUCAAGGUUGAUGGACAUCCAGGGAGCUGGCGCGACUUCAUGGAUUGGCCAGCUGCUGUUUCGGAACCGUACCUUGUAGCGCUUUCACAGAAGCACUCGGUGGCGCUCGUCGUCUUCGCCUAUUGGUGUGCUAUUAUGCACCGUAGUCCGAGGCGUUGGUACACGCUCGGCUGGGCUGAAAGAGCUGCGGACGCAGCUAUGAGGUACUUAGGGGAAGAAUGGGAUUCUAUCCUCGAGUUCCCCCGGACUAUACUGUCGAACGAACUCCAGUACGGCGAAUCGCCAACGCCUACGCUUAUAGAAGCAUAGGUACCUAGGUACCUAGGCUCCACGGAUAGAAUGGCUCAUAGAAUAAAUUUUCGUCUUUAUCACCUAAAUCGUAUCCCACGACCGUAUAGAUUUCGAUAAACGUCCGACAAUUCGCGAAAAAAAAACCCCAAUCAAAGCGAUAUCUAAAAUCUAUAAUGAAUCCAUUAGGUAGGUGACAAAUCUCGCAAAAAAAGACUAGUUGUCAGAUGGGGUGGUAGUAUCGCGCAUUCAACCCCAUUCAUGGGGGAGUCCUUAUAGGUUGGUG